Solenopsis invicta (red fire ant) is the source of this 1562-nucleotide messenger RNA. RefSeq lists its product as uncharacterized. Bases 365 to 940 code for a protein of 191 amino acids. The transcript has 2 exons. The record is from RefSeq and is a predicted model, not a curated record. Lineage: Eukaryota; Metazoa; Arthropoda; Insecta; Hymenoptera; Formicidae.
AUGGAAAAUUGUUUCUUUUGAUCCAAUGACCUCGAUGAUAUACCAAAUAUUCAAAAAGGUAUAAAACGAUACGAUUUACAAGUGCAUCGAGAGGAAAAAAAGAGGAGCCGAGACAGCGGCGCGCGUGCGCUCAGUUCUCCGCCAUUUUAAUCACACUUGGAAACGCGUGCUAUGAUCGUCCGUUUCACACCGCGAGUCCACGUACGUUUCGGACGAAGACGUCCGUUCUCGUCGUCUGUUGUGGUCGCUAUGUGAGACAUAAUCGUCACUCGGGGCAGGUCCCCCUCGUGAUCCUACAAGCCGCUGAUCUCCGCGCGCGCACACACAGACAUACGGGUAAUCUCAUUGCGGCACAUGUGCGCCAAUGUCAGGAUCAUCUCCUCGCGUCGAUUCAGCCGAGCAGAGUGUCGCUUUUCAUUGCGCUCGCGUAGCCACGCCGAUCGCGAUUCUGCGACGGGGGGAUCGAUCACGUUUAACCGCCCCGUGCCGCCGGUAUCGUCGCCGUUUUAAACAACUGGUUCUACUGGCUCGCGAUACCUCGCACGACGUCGUGCGUGAGACCGCACCGAGGAGAGGGAUAGGAGGGCUACGACUACAUCCCUGGAUCGAUUCGAAUCAGCUGGGGCCGCGGUGUACAAAUUCAGCGACGGAAAGCGUUCGGCCGGCCCUGGUCGGUCGGGCCGCGAGGCUGCGCGCGACCCUAGUCCUAGCGCGAUCCAAGGCUAGGAGACCUAGCGCAACCUCGUUGGAGCGAGGAGAAAAAGAGAGAGACAGCGGAAGAAAGGGCGCGACGGUCCGGGCGUGGGAAAGAGAGAGCGUUAUUAUAGAACGGGCGAAGGAACAGGUCGGGUCGGGGCGCGCUCUUCGCACGGGUCUGCCUGCUGCUCGGGGGACAGGAGGAGAGCCCACACGGCUGGCGAGAGAGUCAGUCGACUAUUAGUGGUCUGUGACUCUGGAGGUGGUGGGCCGACCACCGGCAGAACCGAGCAGCUCCACGCAGCUCGGUCGCGCUCGGUCGGCAGUCGGGGCCAGUCGGCCGCACCGCCGUUCUCCUCGCACUCGUUUGCUCACUCGUUCGUUCUUUCGCUCGCUCGCUCGUUCGCCCGUCCCUCGCUCUCGCGUUGCGCGCCGCCCGCCGCCUUUCAGUAAGUCGUACGCUGCGCAACGGGAGCGACGGUCGUCGCCACACGCGUUUCCGCUCGUAAAUUCCUUUUUUUUUUCGUUCCUUCAUUAAAGGCGACGUAACAGUGUCCUCGCUACCACCGCGCUAUGUGACGGAUAUCACGGGGCACCGCAGCGUGUACCCCGCCUCGUAUACCACGUUCCCUACCCGAACUCUAUCCCACCGGCGUACCCUCUCGCCCUUUACCGAGACCUACCCCACCUCCCUCCUCGCCCGUUGCCCCCUCUCGUCCCUGCCCUUCCCCCUAGCCGAUCCUCGUCCACCGCCCCAUUGUGGAAAAAGAGAAAGACGGACUGUCUCGUGAACGCUCGUACGACGACGGCGACGACGACGAUCACGACAACCACGACUACAACCACAACCACGACGACGACGACGA